Messenger RNA from Pseudophryne corroboree (corroboree frog), 1673 nucleotides. RefSeq names its product DNA damage inducible transcript 4 (gene DDIT4). The transcript has 3 exons. Gene Ontology annotation, biological process: negative regulation of TOR signaling; apoptotic process; response to hypoxia. Gene Ontology annotation, molecular function: 14-3-3 protein binding. Gene Ontology annotation, cellular component: cytoplasm. The record is from RefSeq and is a predicted model, not a curated record. NCBI's taxonomy places the organism in Eukaryota, Metazoa, Chordata, Amphibia, Anura, Myobatrachidae. Bases 229 to 897 code for a protein of 222 amino acids.
GGGACGAGUGAGAAGGUUGCCAGUGCCAGGGAUGGUAACUCGUAACGGGGUGCGUUGUGCAGUACUCGGGUAAUAGCUGCCGGCGCACACUCUUAGCACUUAACAUAAGCAGUUGGACCUGAAGUUUUACUUUAUCCGUCUCCUUCCUUUUAUAAAUCCUUUAUCCUCAGCCCUCACUCCAGCACUUGAUUGCAACUUGUUUGGCACAAGCCCUAGAAAGCAUUAGCCAUGCCUGCCAGGGGUGGUAUGUUCUAUCCUAUGGUUCUGUCUCUGCCUCCACCAAUCCUUGAGGAACCCCAGGAACUGUGGAAUGGACAGUGUGCUGACUUGUCACAAAGAUGUUCCAGUGUCACCAGUUCAGAUUGUGAAUCUCUCAAUAGUAGCAGCAGCUCAUCCUCCGACUCUGACUGUGGCUUUGAUGACUUUGACAACAUUUCCAUACCAGACUCUGAGCUUCUCUGUGACCCAGAAGGUGAACAGCUGUGCCCCAGUCUCAUCAAGAUGAUAAAACGCAGCCUUACCAAAGCAAAAAUUAAAUCCCUGCGAUGUUCCCAGCUCCUCCUGCCUGAUGAUCUCCUCAUCCACUUGGGCCCUGAGCUGAUGCAUCUGGCUUACAGUGAGCCUUGUGGACUAAGGGGUGCACUUAUUGAUCUAUGUGUGGAGAAUGGCAAGGACUGCCACACUGUAGCACAACUAGAAGUUGAUCCAUGUGUAGUCCCUACUUUCCAACUGACAAUACUGUUCAAACUGGACUCCAGAUUAUGGCCUAGAAUUCAGGGCCUUUUCAGCACCAAGCCGGUCCCUGGGUCUGGACAGUCCUUGAAACUAAGCCCUGGGUUUAAGGUUCUUAAGAAGAAACUGUACAGUUCUGAAGAUCUUAUUGUUGAAGAAUGCUGAUCAUUCAUGAACUGAAAAAAUGAAACUAAAUGUCUGUAGUUUGGGGUCCUGAAAUCCAGUGAAGGCUUAGUGGGGUAGAGAACAAUGACUGUUUUUCUUUGGGUUUUGGGGUGGGUUUGUUUUAUUUCCUCCCUCUGAGGUUUUUGUGGGGUGGUUUUGGCUCGUUUCUUACUGUUUCCCCUCCCCCCUUGUUCUGGCUUUGCCCUCUUCAUUACCAGACACCUUCCAUUUUGUUUGUCUUUUCUGAUAGUUCAUGGGGGUUUCCAUUCCCACUGCCAAAUUUCAUGAGCAACAUUUGCUGUACUGUGACCCUUGCACUGGGUGCUGCAGUACUCUUAUGGCUGUGACUGUAAAUUGCCAGUGGUAUGCACACAAGUAUCGAAGUUUGACACCAUGCACUGGGAUUACUGCAAUUUUGUAUUUUGUUUUUUUAUGCUUUGGCAGCUGGUCUGCACUAACUGUGGUUUAGCUCUACCUCUCAUAGAGGAUGAAUAGUACUAACUGAGAACCCAACAAACCAAGGUACAACUUUCCUCUUGGGACCAAAUGUGUCUUGGGUUCCACUGUUUGCACCUCACUACUGAUUCAUUGGCAGCUAGAAGAGGUUCAUAUUGGUAGCUAUACUGCAGAUAACCUAUCUGGAAAGCACUAGAAUUCAUUCAUUUGUCUCUGUAUUCUGACAUGCUGCUUUUAAUAUGGUUUUAGAAUAAUAUUUAUAUACACUUGAUGUUCAAGUAAAAAUCCACACAAUGUGCCUUUUUUUACUUUUCUAAUAA